AGAAAGCAGCUGGAAGGAAAACCUGCAACUACUGCAGCCCUCCAAGAGCGGAGCGAGACCCCUGGAACGAGUCAAAGAGAAAACCCACCGCUCGAGCCCCUCGCCCACUCGGGAGUUUGUUAGCUAAUGGGCAGCACCCUCAUCUUUAACUGAUGUUCUUGUGAUAUUAAUCGAUCGAUGUUUUAAUUGUGCUAUUUUCUAACAUAACUGUAGCCACUGUGGGACGGGCGAGGGUGCCACACAAUGCCCUUUAUUCCUGGCCAUUCUACAUAAGUUGGCUCGAAAUUUUUUGCGGCCCCAGGCAAAGUUGGACAUGGCGCCCAGUCAGCCCCUUUGCUUUGACUGGAAUCAUCAAUGCCAGACCUGGACAAUGAAACCUGAGGCAGGACAGGGGAUGGCGAAGUAUGGAGGGUUGGCAUAUGAAACAGUGAAUUGACAGUUUGAUUAGUUAGUCUUGUAAACUGACGUUGAUCGGUCUCAGAAAGGGGUGGUGGUGGCGGUGACAUUUCAGACCAGUAAAAAUCGGUCUGUAUGAGCAGGCUUUAUGUAUUUAUUAUUUCUCAAAAAAAAAAAAAUACAAAACCAUCACAAUUAUAAACAAACACACAAACGCAUAUGCAAGUUUCUAUUUAAGCCUUCAGCUAAACAUGCACGUUACAAUGAUGGGAUCGUAUUCCAUUUAAAAAGACAUACAUUAUUGCAGCAGCUCCAGUACAUAUACAUGUCAUUAGAACGAAUACAUUUUCAAGCUUAAUAUCACAAAAUUCAAUAAAACUGAAGUACAAGGACAUCUCUAAAUAAAAAUCUUUGGCCACAAUUUACUCCGUCCUCACGUAUGCAAAUUAAGCAGUUUAACUAUCCAAUCAAUGCACGGCCUCUGGUUUUGUUUUCACGCACGAGACGGCAACGGAGAAGAGCUUUGGCGGGCCAGGAGCGAAUCUCGCAGACGGCGGGGAAGGACACAGAAAGCAAUCCGAUAAGUUUUAACAUAAUGGAAGACGGCGCCGAGGGUGAGCCGUUCGCUUCGGAUCAGCCCCCCGACUUCUCGGUGUUAAAGGAGCUGCUUUUCCCUGCGUGUCUGGAGACCGACUGUAGCUGGAGCGCCAUGUCCUCCAAGCUUUCGAAGCCGCCGCCACAGCAGCACUACACCAUAAAUGAGCGGGCCGGGCACGCGCCCCCCUCCGAGCUCGACUGCCGUCAGAUCAGCCGCCUGCAACCUGCGGGUCGUGUGCACGGAGUGCCAGCCGCGCGCCACUCGGAGUCAAACCGGAGCAGCGAAGGCGUGGCGGGGCGUUGCAGCGACUCCAUGGACCGCCCGUUUGGUGUGCCCAGCCAGGAGUGCCCGGAGGGUCCCUACCCAAGUACAGCACCGCAGACAGCGAUUCUCUACUUUCUGCAAGAGACGACAAAGCUGGUUCCCCCCGUUACAGCGAGUAAGUGUGUGGCCUCCAUAGACGGGAGCCCUUUCGGUAAUGCCAGACAGCCACAAGCCCAGUACCCACCUGCUGACUUUUGCACCCCUGUAGAUCAGCCUGGCACUUGGUGCGGCCCGCAGCCGGCAGUGUACUCGGGCUCCAUCAGGCUGGUGCCCAGGCUGGACGGCUGUAGCUCCUUGGAUGUCAUGAGUCUCAUCAGCCUCCAGUGCAACAGACUGAUGAACUCGGAGAGCUUUGUGGAUGGCGUCCUUCAACCGUUGGGUAACAGUGAUCAGAUUAACGGUGCCAAGGCGGGCAUCACCAGUGAAGCCAUCUCCGGCUCUUUUGGUAUGGCUAUGGACAAAGGGACGAAGGAGAUGCCCAAACUGGGUUGUGUUGGUCAUCUGUGCCCACCAGUCCAUGACAUGGGUAGUGCCAAGGUGGCCCAGUGCAAGGAAAGCUCAAAUGUGAGCCAUUCUGUAGACAAUAAAUUCUUGCCAGGGGGCACCAAAGUUGGCACAUACUCUGUGGGCACCUUAGCCGUUGGUACCAAAGAGGCUGAAGGGAAGGAAUUCACGCUCGGCCACAACAAUGAACUUCCAGUUGGCCGCCAGUCUGCUACGAUGAAAAAUACCUGUGGGGUCACAGCUUCGAAGGGUACCAUUAACAUCCUGAAGCAGAUGGAGGGCACGCUGUCCAAAAGGGGACAUGCAGGGGGCUGCACAGAAGAUACCCCCCACAAGGGUGAAUGCCACACCACACACUCCACCUCACAAACCAAGCUGGACUUCAAUUCCAAUGAACUGUGCUUCAGUGCAAAGGGGGCUCUCCAAGACCCCGGAGGAAGUGGUUUGAUCAGUCACAGCGGCGUCCCAGUGGCUGGCGUCGAGCAAGACGUCCUCACCAAAGUGGGCAACCAGCCACCCGGCCAGAAAGAAUCCGGUGCCCCCGGUGAGGGAAGCAGCCGCCCCAGGAAACAACGGAAACAGCAAAAGCCAAUGAAGAGCGCGAAGAGUUGGGACCCCGACUUCCGAGGAGUAACCAUCACCAUGCAGAUGGUCCCCAGCAGUGAAAGCCCUGACAAUUAUCAGCUGCUGAUCACUCCACAGUACAGCGCAGAGCUUUUGAAUUUGACAAAAAAAACCCGAGGCAGUAAAGCCCGGCUGGCAGCAGACAGCGGCAGGACCAGCAGCUCCGAGGAGGACGGCUACCCCCUUUGCCCAAACAGUAAGGAGGAAGCGGCUUGUUGUGUCCAAAGCAAAGUCUGCGCAUCCUGCAGUACCAGGAAAACACCUCUGUGGAGAGAUGCAGAAGAUGGGACGCCGCUGUGCAAUGCCUGUGGGAUCAGAUACAAGAAGUAUCGAGUCCGAUGCUUUCGCUGUUGGCACAUUCCUAAAAAGGACGGGAACUCUAAUUUCAAAUGCUUGAGAUGUGGCGGCCUUUUACGAGUCUCCACGAGUCAGCGGAAAAACUCGUAGAAAAUGACAGCAGCGCUUUCUGCCCCAACGCUUAUAGAGGGACGGCUUGUAGCACUUGGGCGUCUGGAUGCCCGUGGGUAAUGAAUGCCAUAUGGCCAUCCUUUGUUUGUUUUGUUGUUUUUUUUUUUUUGUGCUUGUAUUUUUCAUGUUUCACUGUUUUAUGUAAAUUUGUUUUGGAAGUUUUCACCAGUGGACAGACAAGUGGGGAUGGAACAAGCUACUUUGGUUAAUUAUUAUUACAAAACAUGAUGAACGCGCAGGCACUUACACUCCUGCACUUGAAACGCCAACCAAGAUGUACAUUUUUGGUGACUAAUUAUACAAAGAGGGGAAAAAAAUGUUAUUUUUGUAAAUAGAAAAGUUAUUAUUCUA
Polypterus senegalus (gray bichir) is the source of this 3265-nucleotide messenger RNA. It is a transcript of the gene zglp1, whose product is annotated as zinc finger GATA like protein 1. The record is from RefSeq and is a predicted model, not a curated record. Lineage: Eukaryota; Metazoa; Chordata; Cladistia; Polypteriformes; Polypteridae. The transcript is spliced from 6 exons. Gene Ontology annotation, biological process: regulation of transcription by RNA polymerase II; spermatogenesis; oocyte development. Bases 836 to 2893 code for a protein of 685 amino acids. Gene Ontology annotation, molecular function: sequence-specific DNA binding; zinc ion binding. Gene Ontology annotation, cellular component: nucleus.